CAACAAUCACAAGCAGCGACAGCAGCGAAGAGCCACUGGAAGGACUGACUAACUCAUCCUCUCCUCUCUCCUCCUCUCCUCCUCCGCUCCGCUUUGCUUGUCAACUGGAACGGUGGCCGUGUCGACGCGGGUGCUGGUUGCGGUGGUUGUGAUGGUGAUUGGCUGCGGCCUGCUGCUUCAAGGUGUGUGUCGCUGCCUCUCGUUGGGGUCCACGUUGCUGUUGUCAUCGUCAUCGCCUCAAGCAGCGACAGCAGUCACGCAACGAUCGCCUUCCUUCCGCAUCCCAGCUCUCCUACGUGCCGCAGCCAAGAUUAUGACAGACCGGUCGCCCGUGCUUCGCUCGGCCAUUGCCACAACGUGGAAUGGCAAGGAGGUGCCCCCAGAGCAGCACGUCCACGUGGAGCUCAUCCCGCCUCUGGCAUCCGACGCCAGCCACUUCAAAGUGACCGUCGAUGCACCGUUCUAUGAUGACCCCGCCCCAGAGGCAAACGCAGGCAGCACCAUGCACCUCUGGGACUACGAGGUGGCAGAGCUCUUCUUGCUUGGCGACGAUCAGCGCUACCUCGAACUGGAGUUCGGACCACACGGGCACUACCUUGCACUGAAAUUGCACGGCCCACGCAACUUGAUUGAGCAAGAGCUUCCACUGGAAUACACCGCCAACAUCACACGCACGGAGGAUGGCAAGGCACGCUGGCAUGGCACGGCAAUCAUCCCAGCAUCAUACCUGCCACCAAACCCUUCUCAGUUUAACGCGUACGCGAUUCAUGGCGUGGAUCAGGCCCGCUCGUACAUGGCGCUCUUCCCCAGCACUGGCAGCGAGGCCGAACCCGAUUUCCAUCGACUUCAGUACUUUCAGCCAUUGCCACCAGACUUGUUCCCAUCUCCUUCACAAUCGACUGCGACGCAGUGAAUGCACGACGAGAAUUCGCUCGUCCAUCCAUCCAUCUUCAACUCCACCGCACCCAACACAGUGCUCGGUGUGCUUGCCAUUGCUCCUUGCUUCACACAGCCACUAAUAAACCGUCUCCGCA
This is a messenger RNA of Salpingoeca rosetta, 1034 nucleotides long. RefSeq lists its product as uncharacterized. The transcript is spliced from 9 exons. NCBI's taxonomy places the organism in Eukaryota, Choanoflagellata, Craspedida, Salpingoecidae. The record is from RefSeq and is a predicted model, not a curated record. Bases 152 to 913 code for a protein of 253 amino acids.